AUGUGUUUAAACAUACCCUUGGAAUCACUCAUCAGCAAGAUCAUGGAGGCCACGUUCGCGUGUUUGCGGCCGGGGUACACAGUUAGAUCAUUGGAUGAAGAGCGGAUAAAGAAGUUUACUGCGGAACUGUUACAGGAGGGCACUGCUGUAAUCGUGGCUGAUAUGGUGGAGGCUUGCUCCAGCAAGAAAAAGAUAGGUCUCUUCUUCGACACGGUAAUCGGAGGUCCCGGCCAGCUGAUCCUACGCAUGGGAGCAAGCUUUUGUGCUACCGAUGGCGCUAAGAUAUCUUGUGUACCUCUCUUGGUGCGACCCGUGCAGUUCGACUGUGUGGGGAAUGACACCUCUGCUAAUGACAUCGACGAUACGAUUAGUGAGAUUGUAGACGUCUUGGCAGGACAUUGCCGCACACUGCAUGCAGCGUAUUCGAUCAAGUUUGCGUCCAUCUUGACGAAGGGCAUAAAUCUACACUCGACUAUCCGAACCAGGCUCAUCGAUCGGCUCGAGAGCUAUGGUUGCGCAGAUGGCAAAAUAGUUUGCAUCAACUGCGUCGACCUGGAAGUCAAUAUUUUGGUAUGCAGUCUGUUCUAUGAUGAAGAUGCUCCAUUACAACGGGUGCACGAGCUCUGCCUUCUCUCGUUGGAUCUAGUCCGACUAACUAAGAUUCAUGAAGGUGAUUUAGAGGGAUUAGCAAGCAACCUGCGACGUCCGAGCCGUGACCAUCCGAAGUCAGUACUUUUGGCAUUGGAGUUUGUGCUGGAGAACUGGAAGCAGCUCUCGAGGCUUGCUCGAUCCCUGGAUAUUGACGAAUUAUCAGACGAGGGAAGAAUGAUAGAUGAGAAAGUUCUCCAUAUGCUGCGUGAUAGAGAAUUCAAGCAGCUGGUCCAUUGCAUCUGGGAUGAAGUCGGGCGUUUCUUGAUGGAUACCUUAGACAGACUCGAAUGCGAUCCCUUCCUGAGCUCAUUCGAUGCAAUCUCAGCGGUGGCUGAAGCAUUCUCGCGAAUGAAUGCAUCGCCGAACUUGCCUGAGAACGUGAAGAAGAUACUUCAAAAGAGGGAGCCGAUAUACACGCAGAAAUACGGCUGGAUCGGAUCGCUCAAUCCCCACAUGUACAAGAGAGAAGAAGCCUGGUUAAAAGAGGCUAUCCGAAAGACGAUUCAGAGUACCCAGCACCAACAGGAUGACUCGGCUGAGGGUCACGAUGCGUGGAUCAGCGGAAUCAUAGACUACUUUCGACGGAGAGGUAAUCCCACGGGAGACUCCUUGAAAUUCGCCGUCACCUCCUAUAUCACAGUGAUUGUCUUCGCCAAUUUGUCUGCGUGUGCUGUUCUUGACUCGAGAGUGAUUAGAUUCUGA
Perkinsus marinus ATCC 50983 is the source of this 1353-nucleotide messenger RNA. RefSeq lists its product as hypothetical. NCBI's taxonomy places the organism in Eukaryota, Perkinsozoa, Perkinsida, Perkinsidae. The coding region runs from base 1 to 1353 and encodes 450 amino acids. The record is from RefSeq and is a predicted model, not a curated record. The transcript is spliced from 4 exons.